UAAUUACUAAAUUCUUUGCAGAGCUGUGUUUGGUCCCAGUCUUUUCCAUUGUCCCAAAGAAACAGAAGGUGUUCUCUGAACUGUUUUCCACCUGAAUCCUCCCCCAGCUUUCCCUUUGCCCACCGAAUAUCCUCUCUCAAUUCCUUCCUUCGUUCAUUCACUCUCUUUAAAAUCCCUUCACUCUCUUUUCCAACCUUAAAUCCACCCAAAAACCCCUGAAAAAGAAUUGACAAAAAGAAGAAGAAGAAGAAGAAGAAGAAGAGAACACCAUGAGUGAAACAUUGAAGAACAAGUACCAAGUAUGUGAAGAGAUUGGAAGAGGGCGGUUUGGGAUCAUCUCUCGAGUGUUUUGUCCUAAAACCCAAGCCUCCUUCGCCUCUAAAUCCAUCCACAAACGCCUUCUUACAGACCCCAUUGAUCGACAAUGUCUAGAAAACGAGCCCAAAAUCAUGACCCUUCUGUCUCCCCACUCCAACAUCCUACAAAUCCACGACAUGUUCGAUUCUGAUGACACCCUUCACCUCAUUCUCGACCUUUGUCAACCUUAUACUCUUCACGACCAGAUUUUACAACCUCCUUCUCACUUGUCUGAACCCAAAGCUGCUUCUUACAUGCAACAGCUUGUGUCUGGUUUAGCUCAUUGUCACAGGUUUGGGAUCGUUCAUAGAGAUAUUAAGCCUGAUAAUAUUUUCUUUGAUUUUAGAGGUAAAUUAAAGAUUGGGGAUUUCGGUUCAGCAACAUGGUUAGGGGAAGUUGGAACAUCCCAUGGAUUGGUGGGGACACCUUACUAUGUUGCUCCUGAAAUUGUGAUGGGGAGAGGUUACAAUGAGAAGGUUGAUGUUUGGAGUGCUGGUGUGGUUUUGUAUGUUAUGUUGGCCGGUGUUCCACCGUUUUAUGGUGAGACGGCUGAGGAGAUAUUUGAGGCUGUUUUGAGAGGGAAUCUAAGGUUCCCUUCAAGGAUUUUCAGGUCAGUUUCAGGUGAAGCUAAGGAGUUGUUGAGGAAGAUGAUUUGCAGAGAUGUUUCCAGGAGAUUAUCUGCAGAACAAGUUUUGAGGCAUGCUUGGAUGUUGAAAGGAGGUGAAGCAACUGCAGUAGAGUGAUAAGUGGGAAUUCAUGUAUGAGUGAGAAGCAAAGCACAAAUAGCUUAUCAGUGUUCAAUAUGCCAAACAAAAAGGGUGGUCAAAGCAACAGUCAAACCAUGAAUUGGUGUCUGCUUUCAACAGAAUCUCCAGUUUUUCAUUAUGCCAUGAAACAUAAUUUCUUCACAUGGAGGCUCAACCACCAGGAACCUACUUGUCCUUUUUUUUUUUUUACAUUUUCUUUUGGAUUUCAUCUUUUUUUUUUUUUUUUAGUUAAUGUUUUAAGAAGGAAGCAAGAGAGUGUAAAUAGAUUGAUAAGUAGAGUUUGAGAAUCCUCCUCUUGUACAUAUCUUCUCUCCUUAAUGGAAGCAUAUAGGCAUAAAAAUAUUUUUAAUUUCUAAA
Messenger RNA from Gossypium arboreum, 1481 nucleotides. Its product is annotated as phosphoenolpyruvate carboxylase kinase 1-like. Lineage: Eukaryota; Viridiplantae; Streptophyta; Magnoliopsida; Malvales; Malvaceae. Bases 270 to 1100 code for a protein of 276 amino acids. The record is from RefSeq and is a predicted model, not a curated record. Gene Ontology annotation, cellular component: nucleus; cytoplasm. Gene Ontology annotation, molecular function: calcium-dependent protein serine/threonine kinase activity; calmodulin binding; ATP binding. Gene Ontology annotation, biological process: peptidyl-serine phosphorylation; protein autophosphorylation; intracellular signal transduction. The transcript is spliced from 2 exons.